AUGGUUUGUGACGCAUGUCAAAAGAAAGUUGGUCGUGUCGCCACUCAAGACGUUUGGAAAAGUGGUUCACGCAAUACCGUCGAAAGUGGUGGUAAAAGACUGAAUGAAAACAAAUUGCUAUCAGGCAAAUCUUCUCGAUACAGUCCAUAUACAACAAAGUUUAACAAAUGUAAACUCUGUAAAUCAACAAUUCAUCAGCCGGGAAGUGCUUAUUGCCAAGAAACGAAAAAUUAUCGUCAAUCUGCUGUUUAA
Molecule: messenger RNA, 252 nt
Organism: Adineta ricciae
Lineage: Eukaryota; Metazoa; Rotifera; Eurotatoria; Adinetida; Adinetidae
Source: the annotation of a GenBank genome assembly